This is a messenger RNA of Pseudomyrmex gracilis, 4471 nucleotides long. RefSeq names its product DNA damage-binding protein 1 (gene pic). NCBI's taxonomy places the organism in Eukaryota, Metazoa, Arthropoda, Insecta, Hymenoptera, Formicidae. Gene Ontology annotation, molecular function: nucleic acid binding; protein binding. Bases 78 to 3494 code for a protein of 1138 amino acids. The transcript has 5 exons. The record is from RefSeq and is a predicted model, not a curated record. Gene Ontology annotation, cellular component: site of double-strand break; nucleus. Gene Ontology annotation, biological process: DNA repair; proteasome-mediated ubiquitin-dependent protein catabolic process.
UUGAAAAGUGUUGGAAAGACCUCGGGUUAUACGUGGUCUUGGAGUAGUAGUGUUUAUUAAAGUGUUAGACGAAUAUUAUGAAAGCUAUGUCAUAUCAUUACGUUGUGACGGCACACAAACCCACAGCUGUCAAUGGCUGCGUGACCGGUAAUUUUACUUCACCGACAGAUCUGAAUCUGAUUCUGGCUAAGAAUGUACGUUUGGAGAUAUAUCUUGUAACGCCAGAGGGUCUGAGACCUCUGAAGGAAGUCGGAAUCUACGGCAAAAUAGCCGUUAUCAAGUUUUUCAGGCCAGCGCAUGAGAACAAGGACCUCUUAUUUUUGUUAACAACACGUUACAACGCUAUGAUUUUGGAAUGCAUUGGGGAAGGAGAAGACAUUGAAAUAAUAACAAAGGCACAUGGAAAUGUAGCUGAUCGAAUUGGAAAGGCAUCAGAAACUGGAAUCAAGGCUGUUAUUGAUCCGAAGUCGCGAGUAAUAGGUCUCAGACUGUACGAUGGACUGUUCAAGAUCAUACCUUUAGACAAAGAUAAUCCCGAAUUGAAAGCGUCCUCUAUUCGUAUGGACGAGCAACAGGUGCAAGAUGUAAAUUUCUUAUACGGAUGUGCUAACCCCACUUUAAUCCUGAUUCAUCAAGACAUCAACGGCAGACACGUUAAAACGCACGAGAUCAACUUGAGAGAAAAAGAAUUCUCAAAGAUACCUUGGAGACAAGAUAAUGUAGAACGAGAAGCCAUGAUGGUAAUUCCUGUGCCGUCUCCUAUUUGCGGCGCUAUUAUAAUAGGACAAGAGAGCGUUUUGUAUCACGAUGGCACCACGUAUGUUACCAUUGUGCCACCGAUUAUUAAGCAGAGCACCAUCACCUGCUACGCUAAAGUGGAUACUCAAGGACUAAGAUAUUUACUGGGCGAUAUGGCCGGUCAUCUGUUUAUGUUAUUUUUAGAAGUAGAAAAGAAGCCCGACGGAUCGCACGUGGUAAAAGAUCUAAAAGUAGAAUUACUGGGUGAGAUUAGUAUACCGGAAUGCAUAACUUAUUUGGAUAAUGGCGUGAUAUACGUCGGCAGUCGUCUAGGAGAUUCUCAGCUGAUCAAACUGAUCACCAAGGCGGACGAAAACGGAUCUUACUGCGUACCUAUGGAGACCUUCACCAAUUUGGCGCCAAUUGUCGAUAUGGCCGUAGUGGAUUUGGAAAGACAAGGGCAGGGACAAAUGGUUACAUGCUCGGGUGCCUUCAAAGAGGGUUCUCUCAGAAUCAUUCGAAACGGCAUAGGUAUUCAGGAGCACGCAAGCAUCGAUCUGCCGGGCAUCAAGGGCAUGUGGGCUCUCAAGGUCGGCGGCGGUAACUUCGACAACACGUUGGUGUUGUCGUUUGUCGGACAGACCAGAAUCUUGACUCUGAACGGCGAGGAAGUGGAGGAAACCGAUAUACCGGGUUUCGUCGCGGACGAGCAAACGUUUCACACGGGCAAUGUGACCAACGAUUUAUUUAUACAGGUCACUCCUACGUCCGCCAGAUUGAUCUCGCAUGAGAGCAAAAUGGUCGUCUCCGAGUGGGAACCGCAAAACAAGAGAACCAUCAGCGUGGUCGCCUGCAACGGCACUCAACUUCUGUGCGCUACCGGUAAUGAUCUUUUCUACAUGGAGAUCACGUGCAAUCAAAUUGUAGCCAAAGGAUUUACUACUCUGGAGCAUGAGGUAGCGUGUCUGGAUAUCUCGUCCUUGGACGGUCUCAGCGAGGCUAAGAUCGUCGCCGUUGGUCUCUGGACAGACAUAUCUGUUCGCAUUUUAACGCUACCAACUCUAGAUCAGAUCAACAAAGAACUCCUUGGCGGAGAAAUCAUCCCAAGAUCAAUAUUAAUGACUUGCUUUGAGGGUAACACGUACUUAUUGUGCGCUCUGGGCGACGGCAGCAUGUAUUAUUUCACUCUGCAGCGACAAUCCGGUAUUCUCACGGACAAGAAAAAAGUCACCUUAGGAACGCAGCCUACAGUCCUGCGCACUUUUAGGUCGCUGUCCACGACGAACGUAUUCGCCUGUUCGGACAGACCUACUGUUAUUUAUUCAUCAAAUCACAAACUCGUCUUUAGCAACGUUAAUUUGAAAGAGGUGAAUCACAUGUGCUCGCUCAACGCCGAGUCGUAUCCCGACAGUCUGGCUCUGGCGACCGAUAGCACGGUAACGAUCGGCACCAUCGACGAGAUUCAAAAGCUGCACAUAAGAACGGUCCCGCUCGGAGAAUCACCAAGACGGAUCGCUUAUCAGGAGAGCUCGCAAACCUUUGGCGUGAUUACGAUGCGUGUGGACGUGCAGGAGAGCAGCGGCGUGAACAUCGUCAGGCCGUCCGCAUCCACCCAGGCGUCAAGCAGCAGUCACAUCGCGUCGCAUAAUAAACCGAGUGGACACACGGCCAGCGAGAUCGGCCAGGAAAUCGAAGUGCACAAUCUUCUUAUAAUUGAUCAGCACACUUUCGAGGUAUUGCACGCGCAUACAUUGAUGCCUACGGAAUACGCUUUAUCCUUGAUCUCUACAAGAUUGGGUGAAGAUCCUACGUCUUAUUUCGUGGUUGGCACUGCCUUUAUCAAUCCCGACGAGACCGAACCAAAGAUGGGAAGAAUAUUGCUGUACCACUGGAGCGAUGGGAAGCUGACUCAAGUUGCAGAGAAAGAGAUUAAAGGUUCAUGCUAUUCAUUAGUAGAAUUCAAUGGAAAGCUACUCGCAAGCAUUAACAGUACGGUGCGAUUGUUUGAGUGGACUGCCGAAAAGGAACUCAGGCUAGAGUGUUCGCACUUCAACAAUAUAAUUGCUCUCUAUCUGAAAACCAAAGGUGAUUUUGUCUUAGUGGGAGAUCUCAUGAGAUCCCUCACUCUGUUGCAAUAUAAAACCAUGGAAGGCAGCUUUGAAGAAAUAGCUAGGGACUACAAUCCAAAUUGGAUGACAGCUAUUGAAAUACUAGAUGAUGAUACUUUCUUAGGUGCUGAAAAUUGUUUCAAUCUCUUCGUUUGCCAGAAAGACAGCGCCGCGACUUCCGAAGACGAGCGGCAACAAAUGCAGGAAGUUGGCCAAUUUCACUUGGGCGACAUGGUCAAUGUCUUCCGACACGGUUCGCUGGUGAUGCAGAAUCUAGGAGAAUCGAGUACACCCACCAUGGGUUGCGUGUUGUUCGGAACUGUCAGCGGGGCCAUUGGCUUGGUGACGCAAAUUCCGUUCGCGUUUUACGAGUUUCUGCGCACUUUGGAGGAUAGACUGAACAGUGUGAUAAAAAGUGUAGGCAAAAUCGAGCACAACUUCUGGAGAAGUUUCAACACGGAUUUGAAGAUAGAGCAAUGCGAGGGAUUUAUAGACGGCGAUCUGAUAGAGAGUUUCCUCGAUUUGAAUCAUGACAAAAUGGCGGAAGUUGCUAUGGGCGUUAUGAUCGAUGAUGGUAGCGGCAUGAAGAAGGAAGCAACGGUGGACGAUCUUGUAAAAAUAGUAGAGGAUCUUACAAGGAUACAUUAAAUAUACUAUAUAUUAUACAAGCAUUGUUUUAAAUUUUUAUGUUUGUGAAAAGAUUGUAAUAACAAUAGGGAUAUAGAUGUUCUCAAAAGACAAUUCAAACAAAAGCGCGAACGUUCAAUUUUUACAUUACAUUAUUAUUUCCAUCGCCGCAAAAGAAUAAUAAGAACUUGCAAAAGUCCUUAUUACACUUCGCGUGUGAUAAGAACUUGCUUACAAAUCUUUAGAUUCGCAAUCACACAUGUGUGCAAAGUGUAUUACAGAUAUUCCAGCAUUUUCAACAUGUUACCUGCCACGCACUAUUCAUUCAUAGUCUCACAGAACUGCAAUACCAUACCUUAUACCUUUGUUAAUUAUAAAUUGUUUUAUUGCUAAUUUGCAUUGAUACUUCUGCUAUUCUAUCUGGUAAUUUUGUGACGUAAUUCUCUAAAUUUUUGCGCAGACAAUAACAAAAAUAAGUGGAGAUCGAGCAGAAGAAAAUUCGUCUCGAAAGCGUGCAACUGAAAAUACGAAAAAACUAUAUAUACGCCGUGACAGUCAAACAUGUUGAGAGUACUUGUCGCGGUCACGUUGCGUUACGACGCUCGGACACGAGAAAAAAAAAUACACUUGAAAUUCCUACGAUAUAAUUAAAAUAUUUAUAGCUGGUAAUUUUCUCGCUUCCGAUCGUCGUGAUGAUUAAAUACUACACGGCGACAAGAAUAAGAGAUUCCCUUUUGUGUUUGCCGCACGUUGCCACUUACGAUGAGCAGUAUUUUGUAGAAUUGCAUUAAGAACGUAGCGAAGUAAUAUGUAAUAGGGUAAAACAUUCAUUCGCAUGGAUUUAUUUUCAAUCACGAGUGUGGUUUGUAGUAACUUUAUAUAUCUUUGUAAGACUGUAAGUGUAAAUAAAAGUAACGGAGCAUUUUUGAAGCUAAAACAACGCUAGCUUAUUUGUUGGCGUUGAGAGUGGCCUGAAGCGUUUCCGGAUCGAAUAGCCA